Molecule: messenger RNA, 1045 nt
Organism: Paramacrobiotus metropolitanus
Lineage: Eukaryota; Metazoa; Tardigrada; Eutardigrada; Parachela; Macrobiotidae
Exons: 4
Coding region: 170-1045 (291 amino acids)
Source: RefSeq, a predicted model, not a curated record
AUUGGGAGGACUGAACGGACCUGCACAGGCACAGGAACCCAAUGGCACCACACCCAUGUCGAUCGUCUAGACGGGCACCGUUCGUGAUGGGUUGGAGGAUGAAUACGCAUGGUUAGACGAUUGGCUCAAAGAAAUAAAUGGAUCGGAAACCAGUCAGGUCCUUGAUAGAAUGGAGGAAGACCAGACAUCUGCACAGCUAGGAAACGGUUUGGUGUUCAGUGCUGAGCAAAAUCAGGAAUUCUUUCCAGCGGACUACGUUGACUCAAUUAUAUAUCAAUUUCCGGUUGAUUCGAGUAUCGCUGCGGAGGACAUCUGUAUGACGGAAGGUCCCAGUGAAGCACAAAAUGAGAUUGCACCACUUCCAGUACAGAAUUAUUGGGCGGACAACCACGGUCACGAAGCAGUAUGCUACGAUUACAGUGCGCCGGCGACUGUAACCAUUUUGGAUGAAGGAGUAGUACCAGGAGGAUGGGUUUUUGAGGCCAUUGCGAUGACGCUGCUGCCACCGGUUGCACCUAAGUGGAUACGUACGAACCGUGAAACGAGCACCAAUAAACUGGUGCCAGCCCCUUUGCGCCACGUCCCGUGGGACGUCAGAGCGAAGAAUUUGCUGAUGUAUUUUGGUGGUUCCAUCGACAGUGACGGGUGGUUUAGCCAUGCAAUGCUUGUGUUUUUCACUAAGGAAAGUAUUUUGGAAAUUACGCGACAAGAACUACAGGUGCUUUUGAAAAACCUUUUUGCGGGUGGUUGGCACAAAGACGUUAAGUAUGUUGUGGACUGCACUAACGGGAGACAAGUUCCUGUGCCACCGUAUCGCCGGAUCAGUCCAACACUGCUGGGGUGGCAUCGGGAUUUUGUAAAUGGUAGCAAGUCGCGCCAUAAGGCAGCGACUACAUAUCUGACGUUAACACGCGUCUCGCAUUUUAACACAUAUGAGGGAUGUGUGAACCUUAAUCUGCAUGCGAUUGAAUAUUUACAGUCUCACAAAGAUAGAUUUGCUGACCUGGUUCCAGAUGAUGUGGAAUUUCCCGAAUUAGUUACCUAA